AUGAAGCUUUAUGUAACUUCAGACCCUACAACUGCCCAUACGCUGGAUCUGAAUGUUCAGUCACCGGAGACAUUCUUUUUCUGGUUACCCAUCUCAGUGAUGACCACAAAGUCGACAUGCACACAUGCUAUACUUUUAACCACCGUUAUGUCAAAUCCAACCCCUCGUGAAGUUGAGAACGCUAUUUGGAUGCUAACAGUGUUCCAUUGUUUUGGGCAGUACUUCUGUCUUCACUUUGAGGCGUUUCAGCUAGGGAUGGCACCUGUUUACAUGGCGUUUCUUCGAUUCAUGGGGAAUGAAGCAGAUGCAAGGAAUUACAGCUACAAUUUAGAGGUCGGAGCCAACGGAAGGAAGCUGAUUUGGGAAGGAACACUGAGGAGUAUCAGAGAUAGCCAUAGGAAGGUAAGAGAUAGUAAUGAUGGGUUGAUUAUACAAAGAAGAGAGAAUGAGGCUGAUGAUUGCUAUAGGUUUCAGACAUUAGGGGUAUAA
This is a messenger RNA of Lactuca virosa, 489 nucleotides long. Lineage: Eukaryota; Viridiplantae; Streptophyta; Magnoliopsida; Asterales; Asteraceae. The record is from the annotation of a GenBank genome assembly.